AUGUUUACAUUUCCGAAUACUGUUCGUUUGCGUCUCUCGUUACAACAUAUAUCUGAUUUAGCAUUAUUGAUGCAAUAUGAUACUUUACCGCGAAUAGAACAUCUUCAUAUUACAAUGGAAAAUGGAAUAUAUACUUCAUAUAAAUUACACAAUGAAUAUGAAGAUACAUCUUGUCUUACACUAUGUUCCAAAGAUUUCAAUAUAAGUCGAUCUAGUCUAACACAUUUACGUACAUUACAAUUGAGACAAGUAGCCAUUACUAAUGUUAUUGUAUUGAUACAACAUGUGAAAUCAAUGAGUCAAAUUGAAGCAUUAAUUUUAAUGAACUGUAAUGUUAAAGGUAUGUAUAGUUAA
Molecule: messenger RNA, 354 nt
Organism: Rotaria sp. Silwood2
Lineage: Eukaryota; Metazoa; Rotifera; Eurotatoria; Philodinida; Philodinidae
Source: the annotation of a GenBank genome assembly